GCGUACGACAGUCGACAACUUAUGGUUACCCUAUUCGUUUGUCUCUGGGGUGCACGUCUUUCUGGAUAUCUGCUGUAUCGCAUAAUUAAAUUGGGUCGCGAUAAACAGUUCGAGGACACAAGACGCAACAUAAUCAGAUACGCUGUUUUCUGGACGUUUCAAGCCGUUUGGGUUUAUGUGGUCUCCUUACCAGUGAUAAUCAUUAACUCGCCUCGGCAUUCGCAGCCAAAUGCUCCCAAGACUAUGACCACAUUGGAUUCCACUGGCACAGGAAUGUUCAUUGUUGGUUUGCUGGCCGAAACUUAUGCGGAUUUGCAGAAGUUUUCUUUUCGUCAAGAUCCAGCAAAUCAAGGAAAAUUUUGUAAUGAUGGUCUGUGGAGUCUAUCGCGUCAUCCCAAUUACUUCGGCGAGGUUGUGAUCUGGUGGGGUAUUUUUGCCAUUUCAUUAAAUGUUAUCUCCGGUCACGAAUGGGUCGCUAUCGCUUCACCCAUCUUCACCACUUUCAUUAUACUCUUCCUCUCCGGCAUACCGUUGCGUGAGCGUUCGGCCGAUGAGAAAUAUAAAGACCAACUGGAAUAUCGUAAAUACAAAGCGUCCACAUCACCGUUAAUACCCAUACCGCCGUCAGUGUAUGUGGAAGUGCCGAGCGCAUUGAAAUUCAUCCUGUGCUGUGAGUUUCCCAUUUACGACACCAUGCGCAUCCAGAAGGACAUCAGUCCCUACUCCUUGUCCAUAGCACGUUCACACUCACACAUAUAGCAAUCAGUUGCCCACUCGGGUAGUGGGCAACACGGCGCUGUGGGACAUUCAUUACAGCGACACGGCACCGACGUGGGCUCCGUACAUCGCGGCCAAUGCUACGGUGCUAACGGUGGCGAUGCGGAGAGUCAUCAUAAUUGUGGUGGCAGCUGUCGCAAUGCACACAUCAAAUCGAAUCCAUAUCAGAGCGAGUCGGGCUAUGGUGGCUACACCGGUUACAACAUUAACGGUAGCACGUCACAGCAACGGCAUGCCAAUCUCAAUGCCGUACACAACACCACCGAUGAUGAUGAUGACACCGAUGAUGGUAUUAUCUAUAUGCCGGGGCCGUCAUCGUCCAAAAAACAGCCACACUACUUUCAUGCACCCAUGGUGAAUGCGACGACGGCGGAGAAGAAACAGACUGUCGAACAAUCGGAUGGUGAGGAGCAGGUGGAGCAGGAACUCGAGGAGGACUAUGAUGAGGAUAUACCGCCAAUUGAUUUGAGUAAAGCGCCGAGCGUAGAAAGUUUCACGACGAAAGUGCAAACCGAGAAGGGUGUCAAUGCGGACGGUGCGUCAUUUACGGUAACUACAAUACUGUGAUCGAACAACGGGGAGUUGCAGUCAUAUUAAAAUUACAUAUACAUACCUAUGUACAAGUAUAUGCAUCAGGGGAUGUACCUGCACUGCGUGGGAGGCCGAAACAGAUAUCGUAUGUGUAUUUCCUUAGUUCGAAAUGCAAUUACUUGAGUGAGUAUAGAAUUUAAUUUGUUGCACACAUACCAACAACGAAUGUACUUGCCAGUAUUUAGAAGAACAUAAAAAGAGAGAGAGAUAGUGCGAGAGAGAGGAAGAGGUAGCAAGCGGCGAUCCAUGCCAUUUAGUGGCGUUUAAAAACCGAGAAAGUAUUAAAUUUAAUUGUGCUAUUCGAAAUUAUUUGCGUUGUUGUGUGCAAUAAUGUGCCAAAGGCUAACAUUUUAUUUAAGUAGCUAGCAAAUUUGUAUGAAUGUUCGCUUAUAAGCUCUUUAAGUAAGCAAAGGAAUGCCUAGUACCAAAGAAAAAUAAUAAAGAAAGUCAAUAGCAGACCGCUUAUUCUCUGAUCUCUAUGCAGUAGUAUGUGUGUAAAGUGCAAUUUUUAACAAGAAAAAAAAAGAAAAUAACUGUCUUAUAACUCAAUAAAUCUGUACAUUUGUAUGUGUACUGUAACAAAACUACAGUCCAAAGCAACAAAAACAAUUACAAUAUACUCUAAAAAUGUGCCUGUCAUUUGUUGCACUUAUUCAAAGUCUAUAAAAUUGUUAUGAAAUUACGCAACCAAAAUACCUAAAGGAAAAAAAUAACAAAAAAGUGAAAAUACUACGAUAUAUUAAGAGAUAUAGUUAUGUACAUGAGGGUGGUGUUUAACACUCAGUAGAUAAUUUAUAAUUUCCCAUACCUCAGCUAUAAACUACUAUAUAAGUACAUACCUAUGCUGAAGAAUUCACAUAUACUUUUUGUUCCGUUUAGAGAAAAACUCAAUUUCUCUGUCUCCAUCUAAAACUAUAACACUUGACCCCUGUGUGGCAUUCCUUAACCGCCACAAGCAGUAGGGAAACUUAUUUGUUACAUUUAUGUUGAGUUACUGUUUGAGGCGGUGAGACUGAAAAUAUUCUAGUUUUCAGCUUUUAAGGACCACCCUAAGGUACAUAGGUAUAUGUUGAAAUGUAUAUAACUCUAAAAAAACUCUAGGACAACUUGUUUCUAAAAUUGCUUGUAAAUAGUUCUUUAUAAAUAUAUUUGUUGUUGUAUUGUACAGUAAACCUAUUUCGAAUCCCUAAUUGAAACCUCGAGUACAUUUGUCGAAUAUUUUAUCCGGAAGUAAUGAGAGUAACUAGAGAGAGAGAGUUGUCGAACACUCUAUCAGGAAGUAAUGUGAGUAAAUAAGUUUUAGUUAAUUAUUACUAUUUAUUUCGAUGCCUUGAAAAUACUGCUUUAAUAUUUAGGUUAUAAAUUUUAUAUUUCAAUCUGUUCUUAAAAUACUUUAAAUAUAAAUACAUUCCAAAGUAGCCUUGCGAUGGUUUAAACUUAUAAUAAAUAUCAUUGUUCUGGGGAAAUAUUAAAUAAAAUAGUAUUAACUGUAUUGAAACUUAAUUUAAUCUCAGUACCUCUUGAUGGCUCUUUAGCUCCAUACCGAAUCUAACAUUUUGAAACGUUGGAGUAUAUAUCUUGGGUAGUCGAAAAAUUAUUUUCGUAUUUCUAAUAAAAUUUUAUCAUAUUUUUUUUUAUAACAAUAAAUACAAAAUGAAUAUGUACCAUUUUGAUCGACCACUUUUUGCCAUUUUCCGCUAGAGACAUUAUUCCAUCAGUGUAAAACUUUCAUCAGUGUAAAUCGAAAUUUCGAAAUUUCCAGAACGGAAGCGAGCGAACCAUUGUUGUGCUACACGAACUGAUACAGCAUCGUCUCCGUAAACUUCACAAAUUUCAUUGGUGGCUUGCGUGGCAUUCUUUCCUUUUUUAUACAAAAAUUUCAAAAUAUAGCGAAUUUCUUCAUUAUUUUCACUCAUUUUUGAACAGCUGUAACUUUUUUUCAACUUUACCGAUUUUAAUUUUCAAAUGAAGCUUAGAAUCUCACCUUUCUAACACUAUAUAGUAUGACACAAUGUGAUUGGUAGCACCGGAGAUAUACGACUGCAACGACAUCUAUUGACAAAAUACGAAAAGACUUUUUCGACUACCCAAUAUUCUACUACCCAAUGUACUACUUCUGUCUGAAAAAAGUUUCACAUAAACCCAAGAGCACUCUAGAGCCUAUUUUAGAACAAUUGUCGAAUAACGUUAAACGUUAGCACAGUUUCAUUUUUUAAAGCAUAAAAGAGCAUAAACCCCCUUUAUUUUGAUUUUGAUCGGCCAAUUGGAAUGGCAGCUAUAUCCUAAAGUCGUUCGAUAUGAAAUUUAUUUGGAGAUUAUGGCGCUGCAUAAGGUAAUAUUACUAUAUAUGUCGAAUUUUAUGGAGAUAUCUUAUCAAAUAAAAAAUAUGGUCGAUUCCGACAGAUGAGAACUUUCUUGUAGAGAAAAGGGACUUAGGGUCUAGUUCGCGUAUAUAUAUGUAGAUAUGGGCAGGCAGGCGGACAUGUCUAAAACGACUCAUGCUCAUCGCGCGAAACUAACCAAAAUUCACUCGGGAUAAUUACUUUAGAGGGAAAUGUGAUUUGAUUUCAUUUCAAUGAAUAUCUGAUAUAUUUUAAAGUGCAAAUAUAGGUUUAAAAAAAUAUCAUAAUUUUUAGAACUUAGUCUUUUGGGCCCGAUUUUAAACGUAAAAAUAUUUCAUAAUUAAUUUCCGGAUAGACCUUUGACAGAUUGUACUCAUGCAAAAUAACGAAGAUAAAAAUGUAUUAUUUUGCAAACGAGCUGUGUUUUUUAUUCACCAGCACUACGAUGGCUUAACUUUUUAUAGAAUUCUCUUGACUAAGAUGUAUUUGUGCUGUUUUAUUUUACGACUCAGUUGCAAAAUAGUGCAGUUUUUAUUGCAGGCUUGUAGAUAUGUACAUAUGUACGAGUAUGUAAUUAAACUUUCAUAUAUUCAAAAAGUAACAGGAUUUUUUGGAUAGAAAGCAGUAAGGGUUCACUUAUUUAUACUCAAAUAAUUUUGAUAAAUAAAUAUAUAUCUAUAUAUAUAAAGGAUGAUCCAUUUCGAGUCUCCCUACUUCCACAGAUACUUCAAAUUUAAUGGGAACUAUUUACGAUCAUUCGAAAGAACAUUCCUUAGCAUUUAUUUUUUGAAAAUUACCUCAUUCAAAUGUUGGUCGCGGAUACUUCACAGAUGGCUCAGCCAUUAAAUCCAAUUUUCGAUGACUCGUUCGAGCUUUUCGAUUGGUAACAGGUCACGUCACAAGUGCUGUUUUGCAUAGGCUUAAGACUUUGCAUAUCCCCAUAGGAAAAAAUCUAACGAUGUAUUAUCACACGAUCUUGGUGACCAAUUCACUUGCCCAAAACGUGAAAUUAUCUACUCACUGAAGGGUUCUCAAAAUAAAUCCAUUGAUUGAUGCCAUAUGUGGGAAGUGACGCACAGUCUUGUUGAAACCAAAUGACGUCGAAAUCACGCGCUUCAGUUUUAGGCAUCAAAUAGUCGUGACAACGGUCGCCAUUUAAGGUUUCUCACCGGCAUCAUUUUUGAAGAAAUAUGAAUCGAUGAUUCCACCGGCCCACAAACCGCAUCAAAUCGUUGAACUGGUAGCUAUUGAGCUCUAAAGUUGCUUUUCGUACUAAAUGCGGUAAUUUUGCUUAUUUACAUGCCCAUUGAGCCAGAAAUGGGCCACAUCGCUGAACAAAAUUUGGCUCGAAAAUCUCGGAUCUUCUUGGAAUUUUUAAAGGAAUAGAGCAAAGCGAUGUCGCUUGAGAACGUCGAGCGGUUUCAGUUCUUGCACAAGCCAUAUUUUAUACGCUUUCUAUUUAAAAUCUCUACUUUAUUUUCUUCAUUGCGGACUGACGUGCUCUAUUCGCUCGAAUAGAAUGAAUGCUGUCUCUCAAGAUUGGUGAUGGUGUUGCAUUUUUUAAUUCCUACUACUUUAGCUGUCCUUCCAGUUACUUUAUAAAUAUAUGGUACAUUGGUACAUACCUAUACAUAUACAUACAUAUAUAUCUAAUAGCAAACAUACUCAACAGAAGUAGUUACUACUUGCUGCACAUAGUUAACUGCGGUACUAUACCACACACAAGAGACCCACCAUCGUAGCAGAUGUCGCAUCAAACAUAUCCAAUAGCAAGCCCAACAAAAGUUUUAACUUUGAACUCGAAGUACAACUAACCAUAAAAGUUUUAAAUUAGAAAACAAAAACAAAAAUUAAAAUGAACUACCACACUAAUUUGUACCCAUUGCAGAUUCCUUUAUAAAGUAGUUCAAGAACUUUAACAUAUCCAAACUCGUAUGUCUGUAUGUACUAUAUAUAACGAAGGCAACCUAGAACUACUUAGCAUGUUAAAGACAUGUAUUUGUUGCAACAAAAUCAAAAUUACAUGUAAAAAAUUAACAAAUAUUUUAAAUAUUUUCUACACACACACCCUUUAACCCCUUUUUAACAGGAAAUUUGUUACUGCAAGUUAAAUAGUAUGUGGAAAGGGUAAUGUAUUAAAAAGUAAAAGGCACAUUGAAGAUGUGACAGCAGAGGAACAAAAACUACAAAAAUAAGAAAAACAUAUUUUUUUGCUUAGGAUCUCUAAAGCGUCAAAACUUUAUAACAAGCAAUUAUUACGGUAUAUUAUGCAUCAAUAUAAAUGAAAACUAAAAUUGAUAUUACAAGACUGUUGCUGCUAACUCUUCAAUGUGCUUCAAGGGCUUAGGCCAGUCUAAAGAGAAGUUAACAAUUUAUUCAGGGUUCUGGAAAAGCGUCGAAUGUCUCUUUUUCAGGCUUCAUUAAUAAUAUACUCAGUAUACAUAUUAUAACGGUAUUUUCAAUAAGAGCGCUACAAUAGAAAAAAACGGUUUGGGAUAUCAACGAAAUCUUUAUAAAAGAUUUCUGUGAAAGUAUUUUGAUGCCAUUAUGUAUGGAACUCGUUUUCUUUUGCAUGACCACCACGGACAAGCGUGAGAAGUCCAGACGCUGAACUCAAUUUUCGACGGUUUUCAAGCAUAAAUCGGCCCAUACUGCUGCAAUUUCACGUUCGAUAUUCGUACGAAGUUCAUCAAUCGUCACUGGCUUGAUGGCAUAGACAGUAGACUUAACGUAUGUAGCUCCCCAGGUAAUAGUCUGACUGCGUCAAAUCGCACGACCGAGGCGGCCAAUUGACUGGGCCAUUUCGUAAGUCAACACGUUCACCAAACUUGGUUUUCAAUAACUCGAUUGUGACAUUCACUGUGGUGCCGUCAUAUUGGAAUCACAUAUUGUCCAAAACCAUAUCAACCAAGCGGUAGCGAUUUCCCGUUUCAGUAACGUGCCGGUCUUGAAAAUCCCGAAAGAAAUACGGCACCGACGCCUAAACCGUAUCAAACCAUAAUUUUUUGGAAUGCAAUGGUGGCUCAUGAAGUACGCGUGGAUUGCUGCCUGACCAAUAACACAUAUUUUGCCUAUUGACGAAGCCAUUCAGCCAGCAAUGAGCUGAAGAGAAUUUUUCGUUGAAAAUCCGGAUCAUUUUAAAGUUGUUGCUCAGCCCAAAUUAACGAAAAUACAACGAUUCUGGUGUUCAAGUGGCUUCAGUUCAUGCGUCAGUUUGAUCUUGUAAGGAUGUAGACCAAGAUCUUUUCGCAAAAUUCGGCACAACGACGUCACAGAGAUGCCCAACGCUUGAGAACGAUGUGUAAGAGACUGAUUUGGCUUUUCCUCAAUUGAUGAGCUUGCGGCAACAAUAUUCUCGACAUUGCGGGCACUUCUUUGCCUUACUGGCACGGGAACAUUUUGCACUGUAUCCGUGGAUUCAAAUUUUCCACUAGUCGCUUAAUUGUUGAUCUGACAGAACGAUUAUGACGACCAUAAAUUGGACGUUGUGCUUUUAAAGUUGAGGCCACUGACUCCGAAUUUCGAUAGCAAAUUUUAAUAAUUUUGACCCGUUGUUUGAUCGUAUAUUUUUUCAUGCUGAAUGGCAAACCUUAUUGAAGAGAAAUGUCAAAAGAGUGGAAAAGAUAUGACGUCGUUUGCUGUCCCCAGCGGUCUAAUUUGUACCGUUCCUAUUGAAAAGCCCAUUAUAUAUAAAAUAUAUUACAAAAAAAUUAAAUAAACAUAUAUUAUUUUACGUGCUGGGGUUGACUUACCUGAACCCUUCGAUAAUAUUCUAAGAGUUGAAUGAUAAUUUUAGAACCCUAAAGAGUAACUUAAGCCAAAACAAAAAUAUAUUUUUUGAAAAUCUUAGACUGGCCUAACCACUUAAAACUAAAAUUUGUUAUAUGACUACGCUUUUGUUUCCUCAUCGUCUAUAUUAUUAUAGAUUCUACUAUUAAUUAAUUUUGUUUUUGCAAUUAAAAAAAUUUUUCUACAAAAUUCGCAACUGCUCAAUUUUGCUCACUCAUGAGCGCUACUGUUGCUCAACACACAAAACACUCGUGUAGUAAUUUGCUCAUACGCUCACGUACGUUUCAUGAAUGAGCUCUAACGGAUUUUGUACUUACGCUCUAGUGUUAUUGUAACAUUAUAUACUAUAUUUUUUUUCAAAAUUAAAAGACUUACUAUUCUAAUAAAUUUACAAAACUAACUAAUUUUUAAGAAAGGAAAAAGAAAUGAGAUUUUAAUACUUAAAAUAAAGAAGCUUGCUUACGUGCUGUCUAUGGAAGAAAUUCUCUUUUUUUAGCUUAAAUACUGUUCUAGACUUUGAAACAAAUUUGACAUUUUUGUAUGCAAGUUUACACACACAUACCUAUACACAUAUUCAUAAUAAAUAUCAAUUAUAGACUAAUAUUUAUUAGCAAGACCCUGUAAAUAUGUAUAAGUAGCCCAGAAACAACAAAUAUACAUGGUGUGUAGACGUGCAUACACGAGUGUAAUUUGAACAUGAAUAACUGUGAAAUCUUUAUAAGAACAAUAAACGAUUUAUUGCAUAAUUAAUAUUUAUUAAAGAUUGUUAGUGUGUGAAAAAAGAAACCGAAAACAGAAAAAAAUAGUUGUAGCAUAAGUUUAAAGAAAAAUAUUGUUUUAUUUCAAUAACUGAAUUACUAAUACUUAUAUAAAAUUGCCAUUUACUCGUACAGUAUUUAUUAGAAAAUUAGUCAAAUAUGGCAACUACAUAAAUAAUUAUUAUAUUUACAUACAUAAUACUAACUAACUACAUACAUACAUACAUAUGUACUCGUAUUUGUACUUGAGAAAUGCAAAAACUGCAAAAAUAAUGUAUAAAAACAUAACUGCAGAAAUAAAAAAUAAUAAUAAAUAAAUAAAUUUACCUUAAAAAAAAUAUUUAAAACGAAGUUGUAUAAGAAACAAACAUACAUAUAAACAAAUACUCAAAAUUGCAUAUGCUGUGGUUACUAAUAAAAUAUUUGGUGGAUGCGAACAAUGGGCAAGUUUUGCCAUAAAUGCUUUUUUAAUAAAAACAAAUAACUGAAAAAAAUAAAAAAUACAAAGAAAUAAUUCUAGUAAUAUGUAGCGGCGAGGAAAGUGUUUUUCGUGCAAAUCUUUUUGAGAAAUCAUUGAAUAUUUACAAUAUUAUAAAAGAAAAUAUUAAAAAGUCAUAAAAGGCAACAACAACAACUCUAUAAUAAAUUAAAUCUGUAUAUUCAAAAAAUAUCUAACAUUCUCUGUAUUUUUAGUAAACAAAAAGAUAAAUGAUAAAUACAUAUAUAGACAACAAUUAUUUCCAAA
This is a messenger RNA of Bactrocera dorsalis (oriental fruit fly), 9002 nucleotides long. RefSeq lists its product as uncharacterized. Gene Ontology annotation, molecular function: oxidoreductase activity, acting on the CH-CH group of donors. Lineage: Eukaryota; Metazoa; Arthropoda; Insecta; Diptera; Tephritidae. Gene Ontology annotation, cellular component: membrane. The record is from RefSeq and is a predicted model, not a curated record. Gene Ontology annotation, biological process: lipid metabolic process.